Messenger RNA from Arvicanthis niloticus (Nile rat), 757 nucleotides. Its product is annotated as calaxin-like. Gene Ontology annotation, molecular function: calcium ion binding. Lineage: Eukaryota; Metazoa; Chordata; Mammalia; Rodentia; Muridae. The record is from RefSeq and is a predicted model, not a curated record.
GAGUUGUAGAGUUAGUACCAGCCUGGGACACAAGCUUGGAGGCGGGCUAUUUGGGAAAGCAGUGAGCUGAACCACUCACUCUCAUGGAGCAGAGAGCUAUGAAGAAACUGGCAGAAUCCAUCAGAAAAACCGUCAAGAGCUUCAACAAAUUUGAAAUUGAAUGUCUCAUACAACUUUUCUAUAGCUUGGCGGGAAGCUCUGUUGGGAAGGUUGAUAAUGCCAGGCUGGACCGCAAUACGUUUCGGGGAGUCCUGCAGAACAUAUUUGGAAUGACUCACGAUAUGUUGAUGAAUAGGGUGUUCUUUGUAUUUGACAAAGAUGGUGAUAACCAUGUAAAUUUACAAGAGUGGAUUAAAGGAUUGGCAGUGUUUCUCCGAGGGACUUUUGAAGAGAAGAUGAGAUUCUGUUUUGAAGUUUAUUAUUUAAGUGGAGAUGCUUAUAUUUCCCGAGAAAAAAUUUUUGACAUGUUGAAGAGUAGUCUCUUCCAGCACUCUCCUGAAGACGAGAAUGAAGAAGGAGUAAAGGAUUUGGUAGAAAUAAGCCUGAAGAAGAUGGAUUAUGACAAUGAUGGCAAGAUCUCUUUUGCAGACUUUGAAAAAGCAGUGAAAAAGGACGGACUUUUGUUGGAGGCGUUUGGACCGUGUUUACCAGAUGCAAAGACCUGCUUUCAUUUUGAAACCCUGGUAUUCAAGAACAACCCCCCUGCCAGUUUUUGAACACAAAUUGCUCCAUACUUGAAUUAAAAUCAGACCCUGAU